AUGUGUGGUUUGGUGGUGGGGGGGGUUGGUGGGGGGGGGGGGGGGGGGGUGGGGGGGGUGGGGGUGUUUGGGGUGGUGGUUUGUGGGGUUGGGGGGGGGUGGGGUGGGUUGUUGUGUUGUUGGGGGGGGGGGAGGGGGGGGGGGGGGGGGGGUUGGGUGUGGGUGGGGGGGGGGGUGGUGUGUGGUGUGUUUGGUUUUGUUGGGGUGUGUAGUGGGGUUGGGGUUGGGUUGGAGGUGGGGUUGGGGGUUUGGGUUGUUUGUGUGGUUGGGGGGGGUGUUGUGUUGGUGUUUUUGUGUGUUGUGGGGGGGGUUUUUGUGGGGUUGUUUGGUUGGUGGUGUGGAUUGGGGUGUGUUGGGUGUGGUUGGGGGUGUGGGUUGGGGUUUGGUGGGGGUUGGUGGGGGUGGGGUGGGGGGGGUGGGUGGGGUUUUGUGGUUGUUUUUUUUUUGGGGGGUGUGGGUGGUUGUGUUUUGGUGGGGUGGGUUUUUUUUGUGGGGGGUGGUGGGGGGGGGGGGGUUGAGGGUGGGGGGGGGGGGGGGGGGGGGUGGGGUGUGGGGUGGUGGGUGGGGUUGGGGUGGGGGGGGGUGGUGGGAGGUGGGGGGGGUGGGGGGGGGGGGGGUGGGUGUUGGUGGGGGGGGGGGUGGGUGGGUGUGGUGGGGGGGGGGUGGUGGGGGGGGUGGGGGGUGUUGUGGUUGGUGGUGGUGUGUGGUUUUGUUGUUGGUGGUGUUGUUGGUGGUUGGUUGUGGUUGGGUGUUGUUGUUGUUGGGGUGGUGUUGUGGUUUGGUGUGGUGUUGUUGUGUUUUUUUGUGGUUGGAGUGGUGAUGUUGGGGGUGUGUUGUGGAUGGUUGUUUUUUGUGGUUGUGGUGUUGUUGUUGGUUUGGGGUUUUUUGUUGUUGUGUGGUGUUUGUUGUUGGUGUUGUGGUUGGUUGGUGUUGUGGUUGGGGGGUUUUUUUUUGUUGGGUGUUGUUGUGGUGGGGGGUUUGUUUUGGGUUGGGGGGGGGGGGUGGAUAGGGGGUGGGGGGGUGUGUGUGGGGGUUUUUUGUUGGGGGGGUUGGGGGUGUGGUGUGGGGGGGGUGGGUUGGGUGGUGGGGGGUUGGGGUGUGGGGGUUUGGUGGUGUGGUUGUGUGUUUGGUUGUGUGGUGGUGUGUUGUUGGUUUGUGGUGUUGGUGGGUGUGGUGUGGUGGUGGUUGUGUGGGUGGGUGGUGUGGGUUGGUGGGGGGGGUUGGGGGGGGUUGGGUGGGGUGUGUGUUGGGGUGUGUGUGGUGUGUGUUGGUGUGUGUGUGGUGGUGUUGGUGUUGUGGUUUGUGUUGAGUGUGUGGUUUGUGUGUGGUGGUGUGUGGGGUGUGUGUGUGUGUGUGUUGGUUGUGUUGUGUGUGUGGGGUGGGGUGUGGUGUGUGUGUGUGUGUGGUGUGGUGUGUGUGUGUGUUGGUGUUUUGUGUGUGUGGUGUGGUGUGGUGUUGUGUGUGUGUUGGUUUUGGUGUUGUGUUGUGGUUUGUGUGUGGUUGUGUGUGUGUGUGUGGUUUGUGGUGUGUGUGGGUGUGUGGUGGUGUGUGGUGGUGAGUUGUGGGGUGUGUUUGGUGUUGUGUGUGUGUUGUGUGUGUGGUGUGUGUGGUGUGUGUGGUGUGUGUGGUUUUGUGGUGAUGGGUGUGUGUGGGGUGGGGGGGGGGUGGGGGGGUUGUGGGGGGGGUUUGGGUGGGGGGUUGGGAUUGGGGUUUUGGGUUGUGGUUGGGUGGUGGGGUGUGGGGGGGGGGUGUGGGUGGGUGGGUGGUGGUUGGGGGUGGGUGGGGGUGGGUGGGGGGUUGGGGUGUUGGUGGGUGGUUGGGGGGGGGGGGGGGGUGGUGGUGGGGGGUGGGUGGGUUGGGUGGGGGGUUGGUGGUGGGUGGGGGGUUGUGGGGGGUUGUUGGGUGGGGGGGGUGUGGGGGGGGGUUGGGGGGGGAGGGUUUGUGGGGGGGGGUUGUGGGGGGGGGUGUGUGGGUUGGGGGGGGGGGGUGUGGUUGUGUGUGUGUGGUGUGUGUGGUGUGUGUGUUUGUUGUGUGUGUUGUUGUUUGUGUGUGUGUGUGUUGGUGUGUGUGGUGUGUUUUGGUGUGGGGGGGGUUGGGUUUGGGGUGUUGGUGGGGUUGGUGGGUGGGGGUGGGGGGGGGUGGUGGUGGGGGGGGUGGGGUGGUGGGUGUUGGUGUGUGGGGGGGGGUGUGGGGGGGGGGGGGGGGUGUGGGUGGGGUGGGGGGGGGGGGGGGUGGUGGGGGGGGUUAGGUGUUGGGUUUGGUUGGGGUGUGGGUGGGGGGUGUGUUGGUUGUUGUUUGUUGUUGGGUUGGUUUGUUUGGUUGGUGGGGGGUGGGGUUUGGUGUUUGUGUUUGGUGUUGUUGUGGUUGUUGUGGGUGUGGGUGGGUGUUGGGGGUUGGGGGGGGGGUGUUGGGGGUGUGUUUGGGGGUGGUUUGUGGGGGUUUUUGUUGGGGUGUGGGUUGGGUGUGUUGUGUAGGGGUGGUGGGGGUGGGGGGGUGUUUGGGGGGUGGGGUUGUGUUUGGGGGGGUGUGGUUGUUGUUUGGUUGUUGGGGGGGUGUGGGUUGGGGGGGGGGGGUGGUUGGGGGUGGGGGGGGUGUGGGGGUUGGUGUGUUUGGGGGGUGUGUGUGGUUGGGUGGGUUGUGGGUGGGUUUGUGUUGGUUGUGGUGGGAAUUGUAGAUAGUGGUGUGGGGGUGUUGGGUGGGGUGGGGGUGGGUGUGGGGGGGGGGGGGUGGGGGGGGUUUUGGGGGUGGUUUUUGGGGGGUGUGGUGGGGGGGUGGUUGGGUUUUUUUGGUGGGUGUUGUUUAUUAGUUUGUUUUGUGUGUUGGUGUGUGUUGGGUUUUUAUUGGUUUGUGGUGGGGGUUUGGGGGGGUGGGGGGUGGGGGUGUGUGUGUGGGGUUGUGGGGUGGAUUGGGUUGGGGGGGUGGGGGGUUUGGUGGUUGGAGGGGGGGGUGGGUUGUUGUGGGGGGUUGUGUGGUUUGUGGUUGGGGUGUUUUGGGGGGGUUUGUGAGGGGUGUGGUGUUGGGUGUGGUGGGGUGGGGUGUGUGGGGGGGGUGUGGUGGUGGGUGUGGGUUGUGGGGGGUGGGGUUGUGUGUGUAGUUGUGGUGUGGUGGGUUGGGGGGGGGGGUUUGGGGGGGUGGUUGGUUGUUGUGGGGGGGUGUUUUGUUUGUUGUGGAGUUGGGGUUUUUUGUGGGGGGGGGGGUGGGUGGUGUUUGGUGUUGGGGGGGGUGUGGGUGGGGUUGGUGUGGUGGGUGGGGUUGGGGGGGGGUUUGGGGUGGGGGGGGGUGUGGUGGGGUUGUUUGGUUGGUGGUGGUGGGUGUGGGGGGUGUGUGUUGGUGGUGGUGGUGGGGGGGGGGGGGGGUUGGGGGGGGUUGUGGUGGGGGUGGGGUGGGGGGGUGUGUGUGUGGUGGGUGUUGGUUGGUUAUUGGUUUUUUGGUUGUUGUGUUGUGGGUGGUGGGGAGUGUGUGUUGGGGGGGGGUGGGGGGGGGGUGGUGUUGUGGUUUGGUGGGGGGGGGGGGGUGUGGGGGGUGGUUGUUUGGUGUUUGUUUUGGUUGGGUGUGUGUUGUUGA
Messenger RNA from Knipowitschia caucasica, 3564 nucleotides. The record is from the annotation of a GenBank genome assembly. Lineage: Eukaryota; Metazoa; Chordata; Actinopteri; Gobiiformes; Gobiidae.